This is a messenger RNA of Exophiala bonariae, 1620 nucleotides long. RefSeq lists its product as uncharacterized. Gene Ontology annotation, molecular function: cystathionine gamma-synthase activity; pyridoxal phosphate binding. The transcript has 2 exons. Lineage: Eukaryota; Fungi; Ascomycota; Eurotiomycetes; Chaetothyriales; Herpotrichiellaceae. Gene Ontology annotation, biological process: transsulfuration. The record is from RefSeq and is a predicted model, not a curated record. Bases 1 to 1620 code for a protein of 539 amino acids.
AUGUCAAUAGAAAUCCAGACUGCUUUUGGCCAUGCAUUGCCACCAGCGCCUCGACAUGCUAUCACCACACAUGUCCCGACCUGGAGAUCACUCGAGCGGUUUCGAGACCAUGACCCAGAGCUCAUGGGCUCCUUCAAGAGCAUGUAUCCUCGCUUCUGGAUACAUCCUGAUAUUUUGCAAUUGUCCGCGAAGAUUAUCGAAUUCUCGGGAGAGAAAGAGAAAGCGUGCUUCAUCUUCCCUUCACUGCAAACUGCUCAAGACGCCAUUGGAUACUCUACUUCCCAGAGGAGAGGUAAAGAUGCAGUCUUGCGUGAUCACAUCACGAUACGUAUUUUCAUAGCACAACUUCCAAUGUUCGUGGUCUUCUUUCCCCCACCUUCAACGGGCGUUGUGCACGGCUUCUGGGUCCAUGCAGGAUCUGGGAUCUCCUCGCGAUUUGCGGAAGAAACUUUGAAGCACCUGGACACUCUCAAGGAAGUGCAGGCUGGCGAUCCAAGUCUCAGCAAAAGAGCUGAUAGUCCAGCUCAUGUCACUUUGCGGCAGAGAAUUGCAGGACUUCUCGAACGUGCUCCUGCUGAUCCACCACGGGACAACAAAGUCGGCGAGAAUGAUGUUUAUCUCUUUCAGACAGGCAUGUCUUCGAUUUAUUGGGUUCACCAAUACCUACUCAGCAAGUUCAAUGCCUCCAGUGUCUUGUUCGGAUUUGCGUUUCACUCAACCAUUCAUAUCCUCGAGGACUAUGGCCCAGGUUAUGAGUUCCUAGGUCUAGGCACAGACGAUGAGAUUGAUAAACUUGAGCAACAUCUCUCAUCACUUUCGGAACAAGGCAAGACUCUCCAAGCCAUUUGGGCGGAAUUUCCAUCGAAUCCAUUGCUUGUGACGCCGAACCUUUUUCGACUGCGAAAUCUUGCAGACACGUACCAGACCCUCCUUAUUAUCGACGACACAAUUGGUAGCUUCUGCAGUGUGGAUGUCCUUGGAGUCGCGGAUAUUGUGGUCUCCUCAUUGACAAAAACAUUCAGUGGGUACGCCGACGUGAUGUCAGCUUCUGCCGUUCUGAACCCGUCCUCGAAAAGAUAUGCGGAACUGAAAGAGCUUUUUGACGACAAGUACACCAACAAUUUCUUUGCGGGUGACGCAGAGACUCUCGAGCAGAACAGCCGCACUUACCUGGAGCGUUCUGCGGUUGCUAACAACAAUGCUGAAGCCGUGGUGAACUAUCUGCAGAGUAAAGCCGCAGAUACAAACAGCCGAGUGAAGCAGGUAUUCUACCCUACUGUCUCAUCCUCACUGAAUAAUUACACGCCAUUCAUGCGAAAGCCCACCGCGGAAUUCAAACCAGGCUACGGAACACUCCUGAGUGUGGAGUUCGACACGUUGGAGGCGACACGGACUUUCUAUGACAACUUUCACGUGCAUCAAGGGCCACACUUUGGAGCACAUCUGACCUUGACGAUGGGCUACACCAUAGGGAUCUAUGGCACCACGCUAGACUGGGCAGCCAAGUAUGGUCUCAGAAUCGAGCAAGUUCGUAUAGGAGUAGGCUUGGAGGAGACGCAGGAACUAUUGAACGUGGUCAAAACGGCUGUGGACGCUGCAGAUGCUUUGGUCAAGAGCUAA